GUCUUAUUACACAUCUGCAGAAAAACUUACCUGAACUGCUUUAUCUUCAUGUCUAAACUGCAAGAAAAGUGGAAUAAUUUUAGCUAUAAAAAGUAUAGUAAAGAAGUACAAUACAACGACUUAUCAAAAAUAAUAGGAUAGCAGAGAAAGACAGAUAUUGUUGUUGAUUUUCCAAUUCCUGUUUAAUAGAUGACUCACCGUGUAACAUUCUACCAUGUAUCUGAUGACGUGUUCGCUAGAUUUGGCAAUGGGAAACGAGCUAAUUCUCGAAUUGGGUAAGAAAAUAACAUGUCAAAUCAAUCAUACCUCUUUAUCACUCACUUGUACUUUUAAAAACAUCAUGUCAAACGAACGUAGGCCCCCUCAAGUGCAAUCCUCCCGACCAGUGCGUGUGCACCCAGUGCCUGCUCUUCCGAUAAUCUCCCGGGAUUCAAGUGACGUAGCAGCAUUGAAGCAGCGUGUGGCAGUUCUUGAGCGACUAGUCGCAGAAGGAGACCGUCCAAAGAAACGCUCCUCUGUCACCAUCGACCAUGCUGAUUAUAAGCUGAGAAGGCUUAUUCGUAAGCACUACGAAGCAAAUUUUGCAAAUGACCCAAACCUCUGCUUCGAUUUGAAUAAAUUCGUCUUUGAGAAGCCAAAUAAGAAGGUCGUGAAGGCCUUGCAGGAUUACAUCGCCAACAUUUCCAGUGACGAGAGGGAGCCUGACUGGACUCCCGAAUUCGUAUACCAAAAGUGCCGCAGUUACCUGAAUGGGCUGCGAAGUAAGGCAAAAAAAAGCCCCGAAGACCUCCAAAACGAAAGUCGCACCAAUGCUACCCGGCAAAAACGGGAUCGCAAAUGCCAGGCCCGGCUCAAUGCCUUCAGGGCAAAUGAAGGCCUAACUACAUCUUUCCCUGGGGCUGGAAAGCUCCUCGACAAGCGAUUGAUGUCUGACGAGGAGGACGUGAAGGACGAAGACGGUUUCGUCGUGAAGACAAAGGUGCUUCGGCCCAACUGGAGAAGUCCUCAGGUUAGCAAAUGCCUUUUUGGAUGAGCUUUCAAAGCUCGCGGAAAAAGACAAGUUGACGCAGCAGAAGAA
Radiomyces spectabilis is the source of this 1078-nucleotide messenger RNA. RefSeq lists its product as uncharacterized. The record is from RefSeq and is a predicted model, not a curated record. The transcript has 4 exons. NCBI's taxonomy places the organism in Eukaryota, Fungi, Mucoromycota, Mucoromycetes, Mucorales, Radiomycetaceae. The coding region runs from base 215 to 1033 and encodes 272 amino acids.